Molecule: messenger RNA, 396 nt
Organism: Echinostoma caproni
Lineage: Eukaryota; Metazoa; Platyhelminthes; Trematoda; Plagiorchiida; Echinostomatidae
Source: the annotation of a GenBank genome assembly
AUGUUGACUGCCACUCGGAACGAGCGAAUCGACAAUUACAGCCCGACAGACAAUCCGCAGCUAACGGGAAAGAUACCCACCAUCCGACCAGACACACAGACGCAGCGGCGGGAAGUGCCUUGCAAGACAAUGUUGACUGCCACUCGGAACGAGCGAAUCGACAAUUACAGCCCGACAGACAAUCCGCAGCUAACGGGAAAGAUACCCACCGAAUACCACAACGUCGGAGUUGUCGAUCAACGCAUCUCGCGCCGCGAUCGGGUCAAACCAGUCGGAAUGGCACACGGAAGAAGAGGCAACGCACGUGCCAAUUGCAAACUAAAAACCAACAAGGAAAGACCCACGGAAAGAGGCAUGAAUCAUCCCGUCGCGUGGUUGAGAAUUGACUGCAUAUAA